GUAAAAUAACAAAGAAUAAGAAAGAGGGGGAAAAUGGCGGAAAGAGAAGUGGGUGAUACCCGUAGCGCUUCCGACUCAACGUGUAAGAGUGAUUGUCCAAGUGAUGCUGUGCCCCCGAAAUCACCUAAAGAUGAGAGCUCGGAAAGUCCUGCACAUCAGCAUGCCCAGGACCUCAAAAGCGUCCUGGUCACCAGCGUGUUAAACCUAGAAAAGCUCGACGUAGACCUGUACAGAGGAAGGCACCACUGGGUGCCCCGCAGUCAGCGUUUGUUUGGUGGUCAAAUAAUCGGACAGGCCCUUGUUGCUGCUGCCAAAUCUGUCAGCGAUAAUCUCUAUGCCCAUUCUCUCCACUGCUACUUUGUACGAGCAGGAGAUCCUAAGGUUCCAGUGCUGUACCAAGUGGAGCGGACAAGAGAUGGUCGCAGUUUCACAGUACGCUCUGUGAAGGCCAUCCAGCAUGGACAGCCUAUACUCAUCUGCCAAGCGUCCUUCCACAUGCUGCAGCCGAGUCCCCUGCAGCACCAGUUCACCAUGCCGGUGGUCCCUAAGCCUGAAGACCUCCUCACCGUAGAAGAACUCAUUCAUCUUUAUCUCAGUAAACCAGACAUAGGAGAGAAAUCAAAACAAGGCCUUAACAAACUGCUGGCUAAUGAGGUCCCCAUUGAGAUAAAGCCAAUCAACCCACCACACUAUUACAGACUGGCUGCCAGAGAGCCAAAGAUGCUGUUCUGGGUGCGAGCACGAGGAUAUAUUGGCGAAGGCAACAUGAAGCUGCAUUGCUGCGUUGCUGCUUAUGUAUCAGACUUUGCAUUCCUGGGUACAGCGCUGCUGCCUUACCCCAACUACAGGGCCCAGUUCGCAGCCUCCCUGGACCACGCCAUGUGGUUCCACAGCACUUUCCGCAGUGAUGAGUGGAUGUUGUAUGAGUGUGAGAGCCCGUGGGCAGGGGGCAGCAGGGGAUUGGUUCAAGGCCGACUGUGGAGAAGAGACGGGGUGCUGGCUGCCUCCUGUUCCCAGGAGGGUGUCCUGAGAGUGAAACCAUUCACAGAGCCCAGCAAACUAUAAGCACAUUUAAGAUUUCUUUUAACUGUCAUUGUUUUGAUAUUUAAAAACACAGAUUUUAAGAUAAUAAUGAAUUAAUGAUUGUUUUAUGAAAAAAAACAUAAUUUAUUUCCAAUCAAAAAAUGAAAAGGUUCUUUAUAAAUGAAUGAAUUCAUUCAUGCUCAUGUAAUUUUACUAGAAUUGUACCUUAUAUGAUUUCAUGUGACUAAUAAAAAAUUGGUUGAUGUGAAAUUUAACAAUGUCAUGACCAAAUCGUACUGCAAGGACUUGGAUGUAAUUAUUGAGGUGCUACAGCUCUACCAGGUCUGACCGACCAUGAGGAAAAAAUACAAAACAUGGCCAUUUGUAUGAUCACACUUUUGGAAAGGCAUCAAACAAAUAUAUGGUCAACAACA
This is a messenger RNA of Etheostoma spectabile (orangethroat darter), 1457 nucleotides long. RefSeq names its product acyl-CoA thioesterase 8 (gene acot8). The transcript has 6 exons. The coding region runs from base 34 to 1065 and encodes 343 amino acids. Gene Ontology annotation, molecular function: fatty acyl-CoA hydrolase activity. Gene Ontology annotation, cellular component: peroxisomal matrix. NCBI's taxonomy places the organism in Eukaryota, Metazoa, Chordata, Actinopteri, Perciformes, Percidae. Gene Ontology annotation, biological process: acyl-CoA metabolic process; fatty acid catabolic process. The record is from RefSeq and is a predicted model, not a curated record.